This is a messenger RNA of Cuscuta campestris, 1520 nucleotides long. NCBI's taxonomy places the organism in Eukaryota, Viridiplantae, Streptophyta, Magnoliopsida, Solanales, Convolvulaceae. The record is from the annotation of a GenBank genome assembly.
GUGAUCUCAUUUUAGUUAUUGAUAGGGCUGAUGAAAUCAACAUGCCCUACAUUGAGAAGAACCCUAAUUCUCACGAUGCAUACAAUUUACUCCCUACUUCAAAUUCAACCACUCUCUCACAACUGAUCGUCUUGAUCUCCGGCUUCCCCCUUUAGUUCAAUCGCGGUGGUUUCAGAUCUUCUCCGACAUCUUUUCCGAAUAAACAGAGCAAUAUGAUGGAGUUUUAUGAUACGAUUGACACGUCUGAUGAUUGUAUGAGCCCAGGGAAAUGGCCUUCCUCCACACACAAGCUGUUGGAUGGAAAAACUUCUGAGGUGAAAAGAAAUGAGUUGAUAAUGCUGCACGUUCUUCCUCUGCUCCCGGCGAAAUCACUCAUGAGGUUCAAAUGCGUUUCGAAACAGUGGUACCGCUGGAUAUCCACCCCCAUUCUCUCCCACCGGCAGAGCUUCUCUUUCCGGCAACUCUCCGGCUACUUUUACCAGGAUCAGACCGGCGGCGAGGCUAUCAAGUUCUUCUCCCUCGACGGCCUGGCGUUCGGAGUCCCCAGAUCCAUUCCUGUUUUCCAGGGGCAGGACAAGGCUCUGUUGUGCUCUGCCAACGGGCUGCUUCUUCUCCGGUACUCUGAGUCCUACUGUGUCUGCAAUCCGGCGACCGGAGACUGGCGGAAGCUCCCGGCUCCGGGGUACUACCACGGCUACAAUCCCGCGGCGGUUUUGGCCUUCUCCCCUUCCCUGCAAAAUAUCGAGGCGUACUACCAGGUGGUCUGUGCUUUCACCCUGCUCGGCUCCCCUGUCAUCUGCUUUGAGAUCUACUCCUCCGCGACGCGAUCUUGGAGGGUCUCCUCCGCCCUCUGCCCGGAACUCGGAGAUUCUUGCCUUUCCGGCAGCGGGUUCUACUCGAACGGAUGCGUGUGGUGGGAGAUGACCGUGGGGGCGGCGUCUGGGCAGUUUCUGGUGGCUCUGGACAUUGAGAGCGAGCAAUGCGGGGUGGUUGCCAUGCCGUCCGGCGCCGGCGGCGGGACAUUCACCCAGGUACAGGGAGAGGUGUGCUACGUGACGUCAGAGAUGCACAGCGAGGGCGUAUUCGUGGUCGACAUCUACGGCGGGCUGGACAUGGGCCUGAAACGCAGCGUCUGCUUGAACCUGUUUGAAUACUCGGCGUGCAGGGUGGUGCCGGCCGGCGGGGAGUGCUUGGUGAUUCUCUGUGAGGCGGCGCGGGAAGGAAUUGACGGCAAGAAGAGGACGGUGGUGCAGCGAUAUGACAUGGCGGACCAGAGGGUCGAAACGGUUUGCCGUCUCCCGGGGGGGAUCGAUUUGCAUUGCAGCGGCGAACUCGUGCCGUACGUUAACAGUCUCGCCAUUGUUGCUUGAUAUGUUGAAGAAGCUUCAUCUUCUAUUUCUUCCCAACAUGCUCUGUUCUUUUUAAUGCUUUGACUCUGUUAUAAGUAGGAGGUAAUAUGUAUUCAAAUAAACCCGAAUACUAAAAUAUAAUGACUUUCCUAAUAUAGGACCCUAUGUUUU